AUGGCACAAAACUUCAAGACUUUAAUUCAUUUAUCCAUUCUUUUGACUGAUGAUGAAUUAUCCAAGGCUCUUAGUGUAUGGUUCAAUGAACCUACAACAUUCACACAUUGGGAGCCCAUUGGUGAAAUGGGAAAAGGAGACUCAUAUUUAAGUGAUGUAUACAAAAUAAAAAUAUACGGCCAAUGCAAUGGAUCAUCAAAGCACAUACAAAUCAUUGUAAAGACCAUUCCAAAAAAUACUUCCAGACGUCUAACAUUCCGCAGUCAUGAUUUCUUCAGGAAUGAAAUUAACUUUUACCAAAAAGUAUUACCUGUAUUACUCAAAUUCCAAUCUGAGAAAGAAAUGUCAGAGUCAUAUACAAAUUACACAAAUGUUUUUCUAGCACUAUCUGAUGGUACUAAUGAUGUGAUCUGUUUAGAGGAUGUGUCUUUAGAAAAUUAUGGAAGCCCAGUACGCCAAGAAGGCAUAGAUUAUGAACAUUUCAAACUGACUUUGAGGGUGCUCGCAAAAUAUCACGCAUUAUCCUUUGCAUUCCGUGAUCAACACCCAAAUGAAUUCUUUACCAUUAGCAAUUUCGUAUCAGAAGAAUAUUAUGAUGAUAAACAUUGGGACUGGUAUGAACGUUUCUGGAAAAGGAUUUCCUCGGUGGCUAUUGAUGCAGUUGAGAAAGAGUAUCCAAAUACUCACUAUGUAAAUAAAGUCAAAGAGUUUGCAGUACCGGAACAGUACAAAAAUAUGAUUAAAGCUGCUAAAGACAAAACUAACUGUGUUAUAUCCCAUGGAGACUGUUGGACAACUAAUUUCUUAUAUAAGUAUGACAAAGAUGAAGUUAUCGAUGCGAAAAUGAUUGACUUUCAAUUAACUAGAUGUGCUAGUCCAGUGCUAGAUAUAUCCUUUGCAAUAUAUGCAUGCACCGAUCAAUAUUUACGGUCAAAAUACUAUGAUGACCUAUUGAAAUAUUACUAUGACAUAUUAGCAAAGCAGAUAAAUGAAAUGGGCAGCGAUUCAAAUAAGGUUUAUUCAUGGGAAACAUUUAUGAGAGAAAUGAAGAAAUAUUCCUAUUUUGGACUGGCGUUUAGUUUCGAAUCUACACCGUUUAUUAUUCUAGCGCCGGAGGACGCAUUCAAUAUGAAUCUAUCGGGAGACGAAAAGAGGAAUAUUGAAGAGUUUUGGCCAGUAGCACCAAUAAAAACUAAGGAGGGUAGAUUGAGAGAAGCAAACAAUAUAGUACACUGUGUUGAUCGGGGGUAUAUAUGA
Leptosia nina is the source of this 1257-nucleotide messenger RNA. The record is from the annotation of a GenBank genome assembly. Lineage: Eukaryota; Metazoa; Arthropoda; Insecta; Lepidoptera; Pieridae.